AUCCAGAAUACACUUCCAGCGAGAGCACUGGCUAGUUCAGCUUCGUCGGAGGGAUUCUCAAGAACACGUGAUGUUACACUCGGCUUUCGCCCUCUGUCUCUUCCUGGUUGCAGUGUCUUCCAACCUUGCCAUUGCCAUCAAAAAAGAGAAGAGGCCUCCUCAGACACUCUCAAGAGGAUGGGGAGAUGACAUCACUUGGGUACAGACUUAUGAAGAAGGUCUCUUCCAUAUUCAAAAAAGUAACAAGCCAUUGAUGGUCAUUCAUCACUUGGAGGAUUGCCAAUACUGCCAAGAACUCAAAAAAGUGUUUGCCCAAAAUGAAGAAAUACAAGAAAUGGCUCAGAAUAAUUUCAUCAUGCUGAAUCUCAUGCAUGAGACCACAGAUAAAAAUUUAUCACCAGAUGGGCAAUAUGUGCCUAGGAUCAUGUUUGUGGAUCCUUCUUUAACAGUCAGAGCCGAUAUAACUGGAAGAUACUCUAAUAGACUGUACACAUAUGAACCACAGGAUUUACCGAUAUUGAUAGAAAACAUGAAGAAAGCACUGAAACUUAUUCAAUCAGAGUUAUAAGAGAUUACCUUGAAGAGGUCAAAUGUCAUGAAGACGACCUUCUGGUGAACUCACUAAUAUUAAAGGUGUAACUAUAUGGACUCUGUAAUGUUACAAUUUAGAUUUUUAAUGUGCUUGGUAUAUUCUUAUGAAGGUAAAGUUAUAUUUCAAUAAAGGUCAAAACCUGAGCAUAACAAUGUAGUAGCAGCUUGACUUCUGUCUGCAUCAGUAGCAAAGGAAGCUGGCCACGAACUGGGAGUUAGGUUAGGGUAGAGAAAGGGCCUCCAGAAGAGGUACCUACAUACACUGGUUGUCUUUAUUUCCUCACCUCCCUAUCCCUCCACCAUGUGAUCUCAUCUUAAUUCUGCUCCUCCACUGCACUGAACCUGCUGGCAUAAAUCAUAAGGAAUGUGCACGCUGCCAGAGCAAAUGGAGAAACUUCUGUGCACUUACUAUUUGAACUUUUAACAGCAUAUUUCAGAGUUAACCUCUUACUUCUUUUCUUGCCUUAAAUUUAAAAACUAAUUGUAAAAAAUUAAAAAUAUACUUAAAAAUUUUAACAAUGUGUUUUCAUUAAUUAUUGGGUGGAUAUUUAGUACUUUUAAUAAUUUUAAAGAAAAGUGUAACUGCCUCUAGAAGACUGAAAAUGUUCCCCAGGUAACUAGCAGGAGAAGAUUACAUCCCUUCUGAAAUUAUCAAACACACAACUGCCAAUUCAAUCUUCACAGGAAGGUCUGAAGGAUCAGUGCCAUGUCUUCUAUUCCUUUAAAUUCCUAAUUUUUUAAUGGAAAAACUUCCCAGAAUCAGCUGGGAGUAAUUCUCAGAAGUGAGAGAAUGUUUGAGAUAGACUGAAAUUUUCCCAACCCAUAGGAUUUGAUUGCAUUGAAAUAAUUUUAAUUGAGAUAUAAAAUUGCACUUUAAUAUGAGAUAGAUGUGUAAAAAUACAAUGUAUAUGAUACAGAUUUUUUUUUAUUCAUUUCAAUGUUUCAUGAUUCAGAGGAAAAAAAAGUUUUCCAGGUUUUAUUUAUCACUAUUUUAUUCAUUUUAAGCAGAUUUAGUAUCUGACUUAUUUGGAUAUGAGGAGGCUACCUGACCAAUAACUAGAUAUCAGUGCUAGAUAGCCAUGUGGAAAAGAAUAUUAAAUAUCUUAUAUUUAAUUUUUUAAAUUUUAGAUCAAAGUCUGAAAGUUGAUUUUUUAAUGAAUGCUAAGACACCCAAGUGCAUUGGCAUUCUCUAACUUAAUGAUUUAAAGUAUGAUGACUAAAGUAAUACAGCUGAUUCCAUUGUUGCAAUAGUAAUGCAGAGGCAGAAAAUGUCAGUGGUCAUUUGCCGUGAAGUAAGAAAAGGUCAGUUGCUCUUUUAAGAACUAAUAAGUAAAAUAAAAUGUUCACUAUUUUUCCUCAAUUAGUGUAAAAAUGUUACUAAAUAAUAAAUUUAUUCUUCUUUAUCAUAAAAAUGUAUGUGCCUUUGUAUUUUAAUAUACAUAUGAUUAUAUGUUAUUGUAUACAAU
Myotis davidii is the source of this 2057-nucleotide messenger RNA. RefSeq names its product anterior gradient 3, protein disulphide isomerase family member (gene AGR3). The record is from RefSeq and is a predicted model, not a curated record. Gene Ontology annotation, cellular component: endoplasmic reticulum. Gene Ontology annotation, molecular function: dystroglycan binding. The transcript has 8 exons. NCBI's taxonomy places the organism in Eukaryota, Metazoa, Chordata, Mammalia, Chiroptera, Vespertilionidae. The coding region runs from base 71 to 568 and encodes 165 amino acids.